This is a messenger RNA of Phytophthora infestans T30-4, 3834 nucleotides long. RefSeq lists its product as uncharacterized. NCBI's taxonomy places the organism in Eukaryota, Oomycota, Peronosporomycetes, Peronosporales, Peronosporaceae. Bases 1 to 3834 code for a protein of 1277 amino acids. The record is from RefSeq and is a predicted model, not a curated record. The transcript has 6 exons.
AUGGAGCUGCGUUUCCGGGGCAAGAAGAACGCUGAGGACGCGGAUACCGUCGGCUUUUGGCUGUGCGAGGGCCGGAAGAAACGUCGCGUUGUGGGCAACAAGACGCAAUCGUUAAUCUCGGCUGCGACCGAGUGGGAACUUAACCAGGUGCUGGAGAACACGGAUCUGCAGUUUAUGAAUGAGUCCACGGGGCUUCUGGUGCCUCGUGAUGAGGAGAUAGGCAAGUUUAUCUCGGAGCGCGAAGUAGUGCGGCUCUGCUCGAUGGCGGAACUGGACGCGCUGCUAGAGAAGUUCGCCACACGCGAUCAGGAUGUGGCAGCGGAAAUGAUGAACCCCAAGGGUACGACACCAAUCGGCGCAGCCCUGUCCCGACUUAAGAAGAUGAGUGUUACCAAUCCGACGUUGAAGAAGCUGCAACAGACGCUGGAUGGGCACACGAGCCCCCAUUCCGCGACCAAAUGUAGCGAAGCCGAUGCGCUGGACCAAUUCCCAGAGGUGGAUCCGAUCUUUGAGAGCGGGGAGAUCGAAGAAAUUACUGGAGACUCUGGAAAUCAACCGAUAACGUGUGAUAUGUGUGAAGUGUCAUGGCCUGGUGAUGCUUCAGAAAGUAUGUAUCGGUGGAUGAAGCUGGGGAUUGUCACGCACCAAGGCUGUGCGCAGUUCACUGCGGAUGUAUUGGCGCAACAUCCCGAUAUCAUAACUCGUGAAGAGUUUCUGAGCAUGUCCAAGACUCCAGUGUCGAGUCUGAAUAAGCCUGGCACUUUCCACGUAACGGUGCAUCGUGCAAUGGAACUUCCAGGGACGCAGAUAAUUGGCAAGCAGACGCCUUAUGCCAGGCUAUCGCUGCUCCCUUGGAAGGAGCCAAUGCAGACCAAACCCGUUGAAAAUGGUGGCCGUAAUCCAGUGUGGAUCAACACACAUGAUAACGCGAUGCAGUUUUCACACAUGUACAACAGCACUAUCACACCAAUCCCGCUACUGGAAGUCGAGGUGUAUAAUUACAACUACCUUGCUGACGACCAGAUUGCUUGCACGCUGGUGGAUAUGAGUCCGUUACUUCGAUACCCUAACAUUGAGGCCAAGAGAUGGUUUACGCUGUCUUCUCGAGCCCUGCUAAGCCAAAGCACGGGUCAGCCCAAGGUUAUGCUUGCGAUCGAGUUUGUACCGACCGAGGGGGAGAUCAGUACAACCAACGCGCACAAGUUUCGUGUCCAUCAGCUCAAAAUCAUUGGUCUUGCGAUACCGAUUUGCGCAGUGUGCGACCGAACAAUUAUGAAUGCGCUGAAAAAUAUCUGGGGUUAUCGAUGUGAGCUGUGCGGGAUUGACGUGCACAAAGGCUGCAUGAUGAAAGCUACAAUUCAGUGUGAAUGUGUUGCCCAGGAAUUAUUAGGCGCAGAUCAGGAGGAAAAAGAGCGCGGAGGAAUCAACUUUCGCGUAUUGAAUGAUGGCGUUUCGCGUCCAUCCGGAGAACUUUUCGUGACUUUCCGCGGCUUACACUUGUGCACUAAACACUGUCGGGACGACUUCCACGCGAAGAACAUUUUUGAAGGGGACUCGUAUUGCCGUCUUAACUUCGACGGUAUCGUGCAUGAGACCAGCCCAGUACUGAAAAGUGCCGACCCAAUGUACAUGGAGCACUUGUGCUUUAAAGUCCGUCACCCAAACUCGAUCUUUCGCAUCUAUGUGAUCGAUUUCAACUCGGAUCAGUGCAUUGCACAACUGGAUGUUUCACUCUUCCAGCUUCUUCAACGCGAAGCUGACAAGUUUAUUCGCACGAAUUCCGUGCUGAUGAAGUUGCAGGACCCACUUCGUCACUUGAGCCUGAACAAUGAGGCGAACCAAGCGGCAAUCAACGAUUCGUGGACUGCGUUGCCAAUUCUGGGCGACAAAGACCAUUACAAGCUAUCGCCACCCCCGGGAUCGAAACAGCAACUAGGUGAGAAUCUUGGCUUUGUGCUCAUCGAUUUGGAAUAUGUGGAACACAAAGAAGACUUGCUGCGCGUCCGGGUGGACAACGACUCUUCUCUACUUGAACGGGAGGAGAAGGAGUUCUCGGUGGAAUCGCUGCGGAUUACAAUCGAGCGGUUUGGACGGGCAGUGAAGCUUUUCCAGGGGAUUGAUGCUGAAUAUGCCAGCGUCAUUUCAUGGAAGAACAAGAAGAAAUCUGCAGUUUUCUUUACUGCGUUCGUGUACGGCUGUGUGUUUGCCGACCUGGAGUACGCCUUGUCGUACGUAUUUGGAGGAAUCCUCUUGUAUAUGCUAUAUCGUCUACAUCUGCGUCUAGAAGGGGCUUAUGUCGCACGUUGGGUUGGAUAUGAAGAAUAUGAACGUGAACUCGAGGAGGCGCAGAAGCUGUACAGACCACUGGCGGACUUGCACGUUGCUGUUCACGAGGCACACCUCUCCGAGAAAACGGACAGUCUGCUUAUGGAAAGUCAGUCCCAUCUGAAGGACGUUUCAUCCUCGAAGCUUGGCUUCUACGUUCGUAUCAAGUAUCGCCCCAACGACAAGAAGUCGGAGACGGGCGACAUGGUUUUAAUUCCUUCUGGCUACGAUGAAACUACUAUCGCCUGGACGAAUGUAGUGGGGAAAAGCCGCAAGCCGACGUGGCGCAAAAGCUCUCUUUCUUCUUUCGGAUCCAUACCUCCUGCGACAAUCCGGAAAGUGCUUCCGUUCCGAAAUUCCAACAUUUCUUGGCGUCAUGAUCCUCGGACCUGUAAGUGCGAUCAAUGCUCUGCAUACCAGCGAAACUUGAAAGAAGAAGGGCAUGAGUCUGUUUCCUGUGGUGUCGAUCACCAUGCCUACUACUUUCCGAUCCCACAAGCGUCUAGGAAAAACUUUUCUGGUCGUGAUGAUCUGGUGCCGUGGUCGUCUUUUCCUGGUCUUUUGCAGUUCGACUUGUGUAUUUCAUUGAGCGGUGAAGCGAAGGAGACACCAGAUUUAGUAGCUGCGAGUGCUACGAUCCCGCUUCAUAGUCUACUCAAGCGAGGUGACAACUCGAAGAACGAUUAUAUGCUAGUGCGUGUUGAGUUUCGGGUCCCUGAAGGAAGUAAGAUGCUCUCGAGUGAUAAGCUCUUACUCAACGACACGUCGGAGCGAAAGGAAUUGAUACCUGUCCAGCCAGCGAUUGCACGGAAAAAGCGUCCUGUUAGUCAUGUUGACCGCAGCUUUUCCGAGUUUGUGUGCGAAAGCAUGGUCGAGAAAGAAAAGUCCAAGAUCAUCGGAGCAAACCUCUUUGACGCCUUUUGGAAAGUGAAAGACACUGUCAGACAGCUGCAGAACGAGAUUGGCCGUGCGUGUGGAGCUCUAGCAUGCGCUGAAAAUCUUUUGAACUGGACCCAUCCAUGGAAAACGGCAACUGCUUUGGUCGUGUUGGCGAUAAUGACGCUCAUUUUUUCGGUUAUUCGAGGGCGUUGGGCAAUUCUUCUAUUUGGGCUUACGGAAUUUGGUGCGGUGUUUGUGGACGAUGCCCCAACUAGCAAGCGCGUUCGAAAAGUUCUGUGGAAUUACCUGUCAUCGCUCCCUACAGACCAGGAUUUAAUUGAUCUGUAUGGACCUGAGCGUACUGUGUACAUGAAGCAGAGGAAGAGGCAGCAAGAAGACGACGAAGAAACGGCAGUCCGUCUUCGCUACCACGCGCUGUGGAUUGGCAAUAUUUCAUCGAAGCUCGAGGGAGAUCACUAUGCUAAGACCUACUUCAUGGUGUAUCGCCCGUAUCGCUUUUUAAUGUGGAAAAGUGAAGAUGACGCUGAAGAGGGCUCUCCUCCGCUGCAGCAGCUCGUGGUUGGUGCUAUUUCCAUUGAUAACAUGAGUUGGAAUGAUGUGCUUACUUGA